GCUCAUUUAGCUGUUUCUGAGGCGUAGCGGCGAUAGAGGGAGAGAGAGUGAGAAGUGAAGAGAUGUCAGAUGUGUGACUGAAUCUUGAACGUGUGAAACGAGGAGGAGGAGGAGACGAAGAGAUGAUUCGGGGAAAGAAGCCGAGGAUUUCCAAGCCGAGAUCCGAUUACUUCGACGGAUUACCGGACGACAUCGUCGUCUCCAUCCUCACCAAGCUCAGCUCCUCCGCUAGUUGCCCGGCGGAUUUCGUUUCUGUUCUUAUGACAUGCCGGAGACUGAACAGACUCGGCCUCAAUCCGCUGGUUCUGUCCUCAGCCGGUCCGGAAACCCUCGCCGUCCGCGCCGGAAGCUGGUCGGAGUUCGCUCACCGGUUCUUGAAACAGUGCGUCACCGCCGGUAGCAACGAAGCUUGUUACAUUCUCGGCAUGAUCCGAUUUUACUGCCUGAAAGACCGGGAGAGCGGCGCGUCGCUGAUGGCGAAGGCGGCGAUGAGGUCGCACGCGGAGGCGCUCUACUCGCUGGCGGUGAUCCAGUUCAACGGCAGCGGCGGCGACAAGAAGGACAAGGACCUCCGCGCCGGGGUGGCGCUCUGCGCCCGUGCCGCCGCCCUCGGCCACACCAACGCCAUCCGCGAGCUCGGCCACUGCCUCCAAGACGGCUACGGCGUCCCCCAGAACGUCGCCGAGGGCCGCCGCAUCCUCAUCCAAGCCAACGCGCGUGAGUUCGCGUUACUCCUACGCGUUGCCUCGCUGGCCCAAACACACCCUGACAUCCUCUCGUCGGGUUCCGGUACCGGGCAUCCUCUGCUGAGCGACUUCGGGUGCGGCCUUGCCCCGAGGGAGGCUCACCCGGCGAGCCGGUUCUUGACGGAGUGGUUUGGGUCCUGGAAAUCCGACCCCGGGUUGAGGAUGUGCUCGUAUUCGGGCUGCGGGCGACCCGAGACCCGGUCGUGCGAGUUCCGGCGGUGCUCGGCGUGCAGUGCCGUGAACUACUGCUCGCGUGGGUGUCAGGCGCAGGACUGGAGGGUGCGCCACGGCGCGGUUUGCACGCCAAUGCUUGAGCAUGCGUAUGAUCAUGAUGAUGUGGCGGAUCGGAGGGCUGAGAUUUAAGGGACAGUGGGUGGGCCCACCCGAUGAUCGAAGGGUACAGAGAGAAUCCAGAAGCAGAAGAGUGUUUGUUUUGAAUUGAUGUUCAUCGCUAGGUCACUUUUAGCUUUGUCUUUGUCUUUUUUCUUUUAUUUAUUUGUUUUGUACAUAUGAGACGAAAACAUUUUGAUUUUGUACCAACUCUGUGCUAUAAAAUUGGGGUUUAUAAUUUUUUUUA
Messenger RNA from Diospyros lotus (date-plum), 1323 nucleotides. Its product is annotated as F-box protein At1g67340-like. The transcript is spliced from 3 exons. Gene Ontology annotation, molecular function: protein binding. Bases 123 to 1109 code for a protein of 328 amino acids. The record is from RefSeq and is a predicted model, not a curated record. NCBI's taxonomy places the organism in Eukaryota, Viridiplantae, Streptophyta, Magnoliopsida, Ericales, Ebenaceae.